AUGGUGUACAUCAAAGACUGGCCCGAGUUCCAGCAACGCAGCAUCAAGCUGUACCAGCAAAACCCGCACAAGACCCGCUACCUCAUCAAAUCCAGACCCUCGACACACAGCCUUACGCUCAAAGUGACGGAUGACACCACCACCAUCAAAUACCGAACGCGGUCUUCGGCGAUCCUGGGUCGACUGGAGGUGUUCAACAAGGCAAUGACGUUUGCCAUGGCGGGAUCCAAGCAGCCUUUGCAAGAUGCGAAUCCAGAACCUGCACCCGCAGCAGCAGCAGCGGCGGAAGGUGCAACACCAGCAACAACAGCAACGGAAACGACAGGUGCGCCGGCUGCAUCAGCAUCAGCAUCAGCCUCGAAUGGGGGAGCGGCAGCAGGCGCAGCAUCAGAUAAGAAGAAGAAAAAGAAGAAGGGUAAAAAGUAG
Messenger RNA from Pseudozyma hubeiensis SY62, 426 nucleotides. RefSeq lists its product as hypothetical. Lineage: Eukaryota; Fungi; Basidiomycota; Ustilaginomycetes; Ustilaginales; Ustilaginaceae. The record is from RefSeq and is a predicted model, not a curated record. The transcript has a single exon. Bases 1 to 426 code for a protein of 141 amino acids. Gene Ontology annotation, biological process: SRP-dependent cotranslational protein targeting to membrane. Gene Ontology annotation, molecular function: 7S RNA binding. Gene Ontology annotation, cellular component: signal recognition particle, endoplasmic reticulum targeting.